This is a messenger RNA of Lolium rigidum, 980 nucleotides long. RefSeq names its product homologous-pairing protein 2 homolog. The coding region runs from base 25 to 708 and encodes 227 amino acids. The record is from RefSeq and is a predicted model, not a curated record. Gene Ontology annotation, cellular component: condensed nuclear chromosome; DNA recombinase auxiliary factor complex. Lineage: Eukaryota; Viridiplantae; Streptophyta; Magnoliopsida; Poales; Poaceae. Gene Ontology annotation, biological process: meiotic joint molecule formation; homologous chromosome pairing at meiosis; meiotic strand invasion involved in reciprocal meiotic recombination. The transcript is spliced from 6 exons. Gene Ontology annotation, molecular function: double-stranded DNA binding; recombinase activator activity.
GCAGGCAGCGCGUGGGAGGACGCAAUGCCGCCUAAAUCGGACAGCGUCGAAGGAAUCGUCCUCAACUUCGUCAACGAGCAAAACAGGCCAUUGAAUUCUCAGAAUGCAGCUGAUGCACUACAGAAGUUCAGUCUUAAGAAGACUGCGGUGCAAAAGGCACUGGAUGCAUUGGCUGAAAGUGCUCAGAUAUCCUUCAAGGAGUAUGGAAAGCAGAAAAUCUACCUUGCUCGGCAAGAUCAGUUCGACAUUCCAAAUGGGGAAGAACUUGAGCAGAUGAAGAAAGCAAAUAGCAAGCUACAGGAAGAAAUCGCGGAGCAAAAGAAAAUUACUAGUGAGGUCGAAUCUGAGAUAAAAUCUCUGCAGUCAAACUUGACAUUGGAAGAGAUCAGGUCAAAGGAGGCUAUAUUGCAAAGUGAAGUCCAGGAAAUGGAAGAAAAAUUAAAUAAACUGCAGAGUGGUGUGAUCUUGGUGAAGCCUGAAGACAAGAAGAUAAUUGAAGAGUCCUUCUCUGAGAGAGUUACCCAGUGGAGAAAGAGAAAGAGGAUGUUCAAGGAGCUAUGGGAUAAUAUUACGGAGAACAGCCCCAAAGAUCAGAAGGAAUUUAAGGAAGAACUUGGUCUUGAGUAUGAUGAAGAUGUUGAUGUGACCAUCCAACCGUACAGUGAAAUGCUGGCGAGUCUCAACAAAAGGAGAAAGGUUUCUCGCUGAUGAUGUAGCAUGAGAGUAUGUCAGAUCAGAUGUAUGUCACAGCAGUUUUAUCAGCCCAACAGCUCCAUGGUGUUGCUAGUUUCUUAGGCAGGGUCUUCUUUUUAGACUUCUAGUUGGUCCAGUCACAUGAUGUUGCCUGCUGAUAACAUAUGUCUGCUCCGAGCACACUAGCUGGUAGCCUAACUUAUUGUUUAUCUCACAAGUAUUGAGUGUUGCAGCAUGUUUUCGAGCCAGCCGUGUAACAGAAAUUCUUCAUCGUCUUUAAUCUAUCU